This is a messenger RNA of Blastomyces dermatitidis ER-3, 936 nucleotides long. Its product is annotated as 50S ribosomal protein L11. Lineage: Eukaryota; Fungi; Ascomycota; Eurotiomycetes; Onygenales; Ajellomycetaceae. The coding region runs from base 401 to 862 and encodes 153 amino acids. Gene Ontology annotation, cellular component: ribosome; mitochondrial large ribosomal subunit. The transcript has 2 exons. Gene Ontology annotation, molecular function: large ribosomal subunit rRNA binding; structural constituent of ribosome. The record is from RefSeq and is a predicted model, not a curated record. Gene Ontology annotation, biological process: translation.
GCGGGGCAGAGGAAAGGAGCUAUCUGACUUAAUAGUACAGAGUACUCCGUACAACAAUAAAAAAAUAAUUUAAUAUUAAACCCAGAGACAAGAGAUAGAAAAAGAAGAAAGCAGGGGGGGUUUGAUAAGAUUAGUCAGCCAAUGCGGCUAGCUUCGACGCGGCUAUUUUAAGCGGGCGCUAAGUAGACUUAUCCCUGUCGGUGGAUCUGCAGCCGCCAAAAUUCCCCAACAGGGAAAAAAAAAAAGAAAAGCGACAUCAGGGCAUUAAGCAUCAAUGCACCACCAGCAGCUCUCACAAGAUUUCCUCCCAUCGAGAACGACCACUUGAAAUCGAAGUGGCUGUCUUUGCCUUUACCCUUGCCCUUGACCACGCCCUCCAUCCCUCUCCCAUCCAUACUCAAUGGCCCAGAAAGCCGCCGCAAGGGAGCUGAUCGUCAAGCUCAUCGUGGGAGCGGGACAGGCCAGCCCCAGUCCCCCCGUUGGCCCCGCCCUCGGAAGUAAAGGUGUGAAGAGUAUGGAUUUCUGCAAGGAAUUCAACGCUCGCACCGCCCACAUCGAAACCGGGACUCCGAUUCCAGCCCUCGUCACCGUCCGCCCCGAUCGAUCGUUUACCUUCGACCUCCGAACCCCCACCACAUCCUGGCUGUUGCUCAAAGCCGCAGAUGUAGAGAUACGCAAGGGCCGGCUGCGGGGCACGGAAAACCCAGGCAAGGACUUCAUCGGCAAAGUGUCGCUGAAGCAUGUGUACGAGAUCGCAAAGAUCAAGCAGUCAGAGAUCCGGUUGUCUGGAACAAGUUUGCAGUCACUGUGCAAAAGUAUCAUCGCCCAGGCGAAGUCGGUCGGCAUUGAGGUUGUCCCUUGAGCCUUUCAAAUCAUCUCUUUUGUGCGCAUAUCUCGGGGAGUGAUCAUUUACUGAUAUACUCUUUUUUUUUUUUU